This is a messenger RNA of Fonsecaea erecta, 885 nucleotides long. RefSeq lists its product as hypothetical. The record is from RefSeq and is a predicted model, not a curated record. The coding region runs from base 1 to 885 and encodes 294 amino acids. Gene Ontology annotation, molecular function: oxidoreductase activity. The transcript has a single exon. NCBI's taxonomy places the organism in Eukaryota, Fungi, Ascomycota, Eurotiomycetes, Chaetothyriales, Herpotrichiellaceae.
AUGCAGAUCAAAGACCGUACCUUCAUUGUGAGCGGAGGCUCUUCUGGCUUGGGUCUCGCAACUACCGUCAUCUUCCUCCAACACGGCGCCAAUGUCUCCAUCUUCGAUCUCAACCCUCCGCCCUCAGACGCCUCUCUCGACUCCUCCCGAAUCCUUUUCACAAAGACAAACGUUGCGUCGACCGAGUCACUACAAGCAGCUUUGCAAAAUACUCUAAACUGGAUUCAAGAGACCACAAAACCGUUGUCCGGGGUCAUCUGUUCCGCAGGCAUAGGCACGGCCGCACUGGCGCUUCCUAAGCAGGAUCCCUCGGCGAGCCAUGAAAGCGUCAAAUACAUGGACAUGUCUGGCUUUGACCGCACCCUGGCCGUCAACCUCCGGGGCACGGUUGACCUGAUCCGCCUCACUCUACCGCACAUGGCGCUCAACAAACCGUGGGGUCCCGAUGGCGAACGAGGGAUAGUGGUUGUUGUCUCGUCUGUGGCGGCAUAUGAAGGACAGGUCGGCCAGCUAGCCUACAGCGCCAGCAAAGGUGCGGUGCGCAGCAUCGUCCUCCCACUGGCCCGCGAGCUGGGCCAAAAGGCAGGGAUUCGAGUCAUGGGGAUUGCACCUGGUGUCUUCCAGACCGGCAUGACCAUGCAGCCGAAGAAGCCACAGCCGGCACAGGGACAGAAGUCACCAUCAGCAAAGAAAGAGGGGGCUGAAAAACCGAAAGGGAGCACUGGGUCGCGGGCGGGCAUGAAUACCGAGAUGAUCCAGUACCCAAUGCGCAUGGGUCAGGGCCAUGAAUUCGCACGGCUGGUCAAGGAGAUUGUGGAGAAUCCCAUGCUGAAUGGGUUUGUGAUCCGACUCGACGGCGCCGUGAGGAUGCCUAGCCGGCUGUAG